Molecule: messenger RNA, 918 nt
Organism: Geodia barretti
Lineage: Eukaryota; Metazoa; Porifera; Demospongiae; Tetractinellida; Geodiidae
Source: the annotation of a GenBank genome assembly
AUGCGGGAAAUAGGGGCAGACUCAGCUGAACAGGGAGUAGUACAAACUUCUCUCGAUGUGGGCAAAGCCUCUUUAGGCUCGAUAAGGAGGUUUUCCAGAACUGCGCCGCUUGCCGUCGCAGGCGCAGCGGUGUUGCUUUUCCUGUUGUUCAUAGUCAUUUUCGCAGAUGUCUUGGCGCCCCAUGAUCCAAAUACAACAAACUACAAAAUAAUACGACAACCCCCGUCCUGGGACCUCCCGUUGGGCGCUGAUCAUCUUGGCAGAGAUGCACUAAGCCGCAUCAUCGUGGGCAGCCGCACUUCCCUGUUGAUAGCCUUCACUUCCGUAUUGAUUGCGAAGAUCAUCGGCUUCUCAUGGGGAACGCUGAGCGGCUUCAAGGGAGGACAGUUCGAUCUGAUAAGCCAGAGGUUCCUGGACGUUCUGAUGUCCAUACCAUCGGUCAUCUUAGCUCUGCUGCUUCUGACGGCAGCCGGCAGCGGAGUCUUCACGGUCAUCAUCGCAAUCUCAAUUGGCAGUAUAGCGGGCACGACCAGGAUCAUCAGAUCCGUGGUGCUCAUGGUCAAGGAGAUGGACUUCAUCACGGCCGCCCAGGCAAUGGGCGCUUCGCCGCUGCGAAUUAUGCUCAGGCAUAUAGCGCCUCAGACGGUCGCGCCGCUGCUGGUUAUCGCCAGCGCCAGCCUGGGAGGCGCGAUCUUCGCCGAGUCCGCGCUGAGUUUCCUGGGACUGGGCAUACCACCGCCAAACGCCAGCUGGGGCGCAAUGCUGAGUUCGCGGUCAGGCUGGGCAAGACCCUUGAUACAGUGGUGGCUUGUCGUUUAUCCGGGCUUGUUCAUUACCAUAACUGUGCUGUCUUUUAACAUCCUGGGCGAUGGACUCAGGGACGCUUUGGAUCCUCGUCUCAGGGGCAGCCGUGAGUGA